This is a messenger RNA of Clavispora lusitaniae ATCC 42720, 681 nucleotides long. RefSeq lists its product as uncharacterized. The record is from RefSeq and is a predicted model, not a curated record. Lineage: Eukaryota; Fungi; Ascomycota; Pichiomycetes; Serinales; Metschnikowiaceae.
AUGGACACUUUGGUCAAUUCUGUCAACGGGUCUUUCACCGACUUGAAAGCACAAACGCCAGAAAACAUUCUUGUGUCGCAUCCCAUAUAUAAGCACUACGAUGAACUCCACUAUGUGCACGGAUUGCAUAAUCUGCUUAGUGCCUCUUUGGACCAGAGCAUUUGGCCUGAACUCACAGGAGUCACCUUGGUUGGUGAUGAGAAAAUCACCUUCCGUUCACGGGGCAUUUUUGUGGUGGACGACGCUUUUUUGAGCGAAUGCAAUGACUUUUCCGAUCUUGGAGAUGCUCACAACUCAAGCUACACGUUUUUCCAUUUGGGAAGCAAGCUCUCGGGCCAUUCGCUGAUUGUCCAUGGCGGCUUGUUGGCUACGCUUUUGGAUGAGCUUACGUGCAUUUUGGCCUUCCAGAACUUUCCUUCGAAGAAAGGUGUCACGGCAAACUUGAACAUCAACUAUUUCAAGCCAUGCAUGAUCAACUCGUAUGUGAUGGUGAAGUGCACGCUGAUAAAGAAAAGCGGCCGCAAGUGCUGGGUCAAGGGCCAGAUUUACAAGUUGGACUUGGACGCAGAUAUCGAAGGUUCUGUGCCAGAGUUUGUGGAAAGAAAAGAGAACUUGUUGAGUGAAUGCGAGUGUUUGGUGAUCGAACCGAGAUGGGUCCACGAGUUGAGCAACAAAAAGUAA